This is a messenger RNA of Python bivittatus (Burmese python), 2647 nucleotides long. Lineage: Eukaryota; Metazoa; Chordata; Lepidosauria; Squamata; Pythonidae. The record is from RefSeq and is a predicted model, not a curated record.
AAAAGAGUUUAAGAAACACUGCUUUACAGCAAGCCAAAAAUGCAAUUUCAUUUAUCUGAAGCAUAGUAUAAAUCUUAGCAGGUAAAUAAGAACAGCCUGUGCUCUGUUUGAAAGAUACAUUCUUGUUGGGUUAAAAUAAGGAAUGCUGCCUUAAUUUCCAGGAAGAAGAAUGGAGGUAAAUGCAAUAAAUAGCUUCUUUCUUAAACUUGGCAGGGUCGAAUCUGACUGCUAGACUGGCGGUUAUGUCAUUUUGCAGAAGAGGCAUGAGCAUCCUUCAGGGCAAAGAGGAUAUUUUCGCAGACUGUCAGCAGAAAUUCUGGAAUACGUAUAAGACGGGGUUGAUGUACUGGCCUUUUGUCCAGCUUUCCAACUUCAGCCUUGUUCCAGUGUACCUGAGGACAGCAUUUACAGGAUUUUGUGGCUUCCUUUGGGCCAUUUUCCUUUGCUUUUCACAACAAAGUGGGGAUGGAACCGCAAGUUCAGCUUUUCGGCUGCUCCGAGGGGAGAAGGUGGAUGUAGGCAAGACACCACCAUGGAAGUAAACCAUCAACAGAACAAAGAUUCCUUCCUUGUUUGAAGCAGCCACUGGACAGUAGGAGAGCAACCUCCUUUACUGUAAAAAAAAGGAAAGUCCACCUCGAUUUGAACGUGAGUCCUGGUGACUACUGGGAUGUGUUCAUUUUGGUUUCUUGGAAUCCAGAGGGACAUGUGCAAAUCAGGCUAAAACGGGACAUCUGUGACUGUUGAUCCAACGUUUCCUCUGUGCUAACAUGAAUCUAGUCAUGGUGGCCCUGUUUGCAAGGCAUAUUUAACUGAGUCUUGAGGAAGUGGGUCAAUGAGGCAAGUGAAGGCCAACACUGAGUUGAUGGAGCUAAAAUUAACCUCUAAAGGGUUAGGGUUAGCCCCAGACAAAUCCAGAUUGGGGCUAAACCAACUCCCCUGAUCAAGUAACUUUGUGUACUAUGUAAAGUACUUAUGAGAAAAUGUGUUGCCCUGUCUGAAAUCUGUGAUUGAAACAAAGUCCUAGAGGGGUCCGGCAAAAAUGGGGCUUCUCUAGGCCCUUUGUUUCGGUGACAUUUUAGUUUUCUUCUUCUCUCAAGACCAUAGAGAGAGGCAAAAAAGGGAUAGAUAUGUGGGUACUCCCCGAAGCUACUUAUGAUGAUAUUGUUGUACCACUGUGGAUUUCUCCAGUUGGACUACAGUGGAAGGGGAAGAAAUCAAUAUCUUCUUUGCAAUGGAUGGGAAGAUGAAAAAUAUCAUCAAUCGUUGUCAAAUCAUUGCCAGUGCAUAAAGGUGACUUGGUUGACUAGGAGAGAUUGCCAUUGAAUCAGCCAUGUUGUGUGAAUGGGACCACUGGGUGCUUAGUUGUAUUUACAAUAAGCCAUCAUUAAGACAGUGUAAACAAACUGGGUUGGUUUGCCCCUCCUUUGUGAUGCAGGGUUGGGGAACCUCAUGGCCCUCCCAAUGUUGAACUACAACUCCCAGCAUCCCUAUGGGCCAAGCUGGCUAAAGCUGCUGGGAACUAUAGUUUAGCAACUUUUUGUGGGCCAUAGAUCUUCUGCUUCAUCUUAGGUGUGACGUGUAAACUUAUUUAAUAACAAGAUUGUUUAAAAGCUAUUCUUGUGGCUCUUCACACCCAAAGAAGCCUCUAUUGUGAGUCAGCUUUUAAACUAGGUUAUCAGCUUGGAAAUCUUGGCUUGUGGGCAUGUUAAAUGAAGAACUGGGUUCCUGCAUAAUUGAUUUAGUUGUAUCAACCCAGCCCAUUAUAGUUCUUUUCACUAACCCAUGGUUAAGCCAACCAUAACUUGGAAGAAUGCAUGAACUAAGAUGAUCUUCUUCCAUUUCUAGAGUUGUACCCUUGGUUUUGUUGUACACUUUGUUGUAUAACAAUUGUACACUUUGCAAGUUGUACACUUUGCAACAUUGAUCCACCCUAAUGGACGAGUGCCUGUAUGAUGGCAUGCCAGCCACGAUGAGUUACUAGCUGGCAAAGAAUGUUCUCCUUUCUUUUGAUUGCAACCUGCAAAUGAGGGAAGCCUUUGAGAACAUCUGCUGGGGCCUCCUGUGAUCCCACCAGAAGCUGUGGGAUUACUGGUGUGACCCUAAGUGAUUGCACAGUUCUUGAUUUACUCUUAUUCUGCCACUGGAUUGGUCCUCUUUGAUUUAGGGCCAGUAAAACAUUGAACACGUUGUCUUUUUCUUAGCCCGAGCAGCCAGAAGGUUUGAGAAGUGAAGAAAUUGGAGACCUGGAAUCAACAGCCUUCUUUUUUUAAAUAAAAACAGUAACGCAUGUUCCACUUUGCAAUGUAUGGUAAGCUCUUCCUGAUAGUUGUUUAGCUGUGGUAGUCCCUGUUCUGAAGUCUUGUCUUUACUGGCCAGAAAUUGCUUUACUCGGUAAGUAAAGAGGUUUGGGGCAGUUUUGCUCUGCAAAACAGCUCUGGAGAUGUUUUCCGCUAGGAAGGUCUGGUCUUUUAAUUGGUAAAAUAGAAACUGAGCAGGGUGGAUUUGAAGACACUCAGUAAAAUCUUAAGUUUCAGUCUCAGUCAUUGUAUCAAAAAUUCAGUUCCAGAUUCAGACUUUGGCAUUGCUGGAGGAAGGAAGGAAGGAAGGAAGGAAGGAAGGAAGGAAGGAAGGAAGGAAGGAAGGA